CACUUGAACUUGCUUCGAACCCGGAAGCACAACAUUGAUGAAACGUGUUGGGUAGUUGUCAGGUUGUGUUUAUGAAUUUAAGCGUCGAAUAAAUGCCACUAUAUUCAUUUUUGUUUUACGUCAUUGUUUUUAAUGAAUUUACGAGCUCGACUGAGAAAUGACUCGGACCAUGGAGGAGUUUUGCUUUUGGAUGGCGGAUUAGCCACAGAAUUGGAAGCACAAGGUGCACGUUUACAGGGAGACCCGUUAUGGAGUGCCAGGCUGUUGCACACCAACCCCCAAGCUAUCAAAGCUGCUCAUCACAGCUUCCUCCUGAGCGGUGCCGACGUCAUCACCAGCGCCACUUACCAGGCCACCAUUCAAGGCUUCGUCCAGCACUUGGGUGUCAGCUCGGACGCCGCCAGAGAACUGCUGGCAUCCGGGGUUCGUCUGGCCGAAGAGGCGGUGAUGGCGUUUGGUUGUGGACAGCGGGCGACCCGCCCUGUGGCGGUCACAGCAUCCGUGGGACCCUACGGAGCCUUUCUUCAUGACGGCUCAGAGUACAGUGGAGCAUAUGCUGACAAAAUGAGCGUAGAGGAGUUGAAAGCUUGGCAUCGCCCUCAGUUGGAGUGUCUGGCAGCAGCGGGAGCGGAGGUCCUCGCCUUGGAGACCAUCCCGAGUGUCAAAGAAGCGGGAGCAUUGGCCGAGGUUCUCCGGGAAUUCCCAAAUUGCAAUGCCUGGAUUUCUUUCUCUUGCAAGGAUGGGACGCAUCUGUCGGACGGCCACCUGCUGCAAGAUGGCGUCCGUGUGGUGGGCAGGUCCGCGCAGGUGCUGGCCGUUGGCAUCAACUGUUGUCCUCCGGAAUGGGUGGAGCCUCUCUUGGACUCUGUUGUGGCCCUGAGGAGCCCAGAUAGGAAAUGGGUGGUAUAUCCCAACAGCGGGGAGGAGUGGGACGCUGAGCAGGGAUGGCAGACAUCAGAGAAAACAACAGCAAGCAUACCGGCUCUAAGUGACACUUGGAUCAAGCAAGGGGCUGCUUUGAUCGGUGGUUGCUGUCGUGUACGUCCGGAUCAAAUUGGCGAGCUGAGACGACACUUAAAAACACGUCAUCCAACGGAGGAGGAAGCAGACCUGGGAAUGUAACACUAAAAAAAAAAAAAAAAUACACUUUUAAAAAAGUUUUGAGCUACAAUGACAAAGAUGAG
This is a messenger RNA of Hippocampus comes (tiger tail seahorse), 1184 nucleotides long. RefSeq names its product homocysteine S-methyltransferase YbgG. Lineage: Eukaryota; Metazoa; Chordata; Actinopteri; Syngnathiformes; Syngnathidae. The transcript is spliced from 7 exons. Gene Ontology annotation, biological process: S-methylmethionine cycle. Gene Ontology annotation, molecular function: S-adenosylmethionine-homocysteine S-methyltransferase activity; zinc ion binding. The coding region runs from base 133 to 1122 and encodes 329 amino acids. The record is from RefSeq and is a predicted model, not a curated record.